AUGACCAGCGACGCAACGCAGCACAUUGGCGCCUUUCGCCGCCUUGCGCAGGAGCGUCUGCCAUAUGCACCAGAGAUGGUCGUCGAAAAGUGGCGCAGUACCAAGUCAGGUCUUACUGUGCUUUGGGCCAACUUUGAGAGCCCCAUGCUCAAUGCGUACAUCACUGUGGCCAGCGAGAUUUUCGCCGACAGUGGUGUGCCACACACACUAGAGCAUCUCGUGUUCCUUGGCAGCCAGCAGUACCCUUACAAAGGCGUACUCGACAGCCUCGCCAACCGCGCGUUCGCGCAGGGCACCAAUGCCUGGACGGCCAACGAUCAUACGGCAUACACCCUCACGACCGCUGGUGCCGACGGGUUCUUGCGCAUGCUCCCAGUGUACUGUGACCAUGUCUUCUUCCCGACGCUCACCGACGCUGGGUUCGUCACAGAAGUGUACCAUAUCAACGGCAAGCUGGAAGAUGCCGGCGUCGUGUACUCUGAAAUGCAGGGCCGCGAAAAUUCGUGUGCAGACCUCAUGGAGCUAAAAACCCAGCGUAUGCUGUAUCCACGUACCUCUGCGUACCGCAGCGAGACUGGCGGCUUGAUGUCGGCGCUGCGUGUGCUGACCAUUGACGAUAUUCGGUUGUACCACAAGACGUACUAUACGCCACACAAUGCCGCGUUGGUCCUGUGUGGGCCGCUGGACCGCACAGCGCUCUUUGAGACGCUGCAGGCGAUCGAUCAGUGCUUCCUCGAGCAGGGCGCGGCGCACGGCGAAUACGGUCCGCCAGGUUGGCGUCGGCCGUUUGUUGAGACGCCCAGUGCUGUGCCACCAGUCAUCGAUGGACGUCAGCUGCACUGCGAGGGCGUGGACGAUGCCGAUCCACCCAUGGAUCCGCGUCGUCGGCGUGUGUUUAUUGACUUCCCGGAAAAGGACGAGAGCGUUGGUGAAGUACAGAUCUCGUGGGUCGGCCCGCCGCUGGAUGCUACGUUGGAUCUGCAUGCUCUCGAUGUGCUUGGCACGUACUUGACUGACUCGCCAGUGAGUCCGAUGCAGCAUACGUUUGUCGAGAAAGACGAGCCGCUGUGUACCGACAUCUACUUUGGGAACAACGAACGGGCGGGCGCCUCGGUCCUCUCGGCCUCGCUGGCCAGUGUGCCGACCGCCCACUUGGACGAUCUCGAUCGACAGCUGGAUACACUGCUUCGCGACGUCGCGAAGCAGGGCCUCGAUAUGUCGCGUAUGCAUACGAUUCUACGUCGCGAACGUGAGCGUUUGCUCAGCCAGCUGGAGAUGCGGCCGGCGGACUGUUUUUCAGACGUGCUUAUCCACGAAUUCCUCUAUGGCGAGCGCGAAGGUCGCGAGCUGGGUCAGGCGUUGGACGAUAUGAAGCGGUUUGAUACGUUGGAUACGUACACGAGCGACGACUGGGUGCGUGUGCUGACAACCUACCUGAUUGACAACCCACGCCUGGUCGUCGUUGGCCGCCCUUCUGCCUCGCUGGUCAUGCAGCUCAAGCAGGAGACUGAGGCGCGCGUCCAGAAACGCCGCGAGGCCUGUGGUGAAGCAGGCGCGCAGGCAUACGAAGCGGCCUUGCAGGCAGCACGCAAGGAGAACGAUGCCCCGAUCCCGCCAGCGAUCCUCGAUGCGUUUGCCGUGCCACGCAGCGAUACCAUCCAGUGGAUUAGCGUCGCGACGGCGGCCACUGGACCGACGACCGACGCCGAGCCUGCGAUACCGUCGUCGCCGGCCGAUCAGCAAUUGCAAGCGCAUAUCGACCGCGAUGGCCCUGCCACGCCGUUUUCGAUCCAGUUUGAUCACGUCCCCUCGAAGUUUGUCCUCCUGUCCGUCGUAAUAAGCACGGCGCAUGUCCCGCGUCCCCUUCGCUCGUACUUGACGCUGUAUCUCUCGAUGCUAUUCUCGCUCCCGAUUCACCGUGUGGACGGGACAAGUCUGUCGUACGAAGACGUCGUCAAGCAUCUCGACGAGGACGUGCUCGAGUACGAUGCGACCAUCGGCAUUGGCUCGAGCUUUGCCGAGUCGAUUGCUCUGGAAUUCAAAGCCCCUGCGGACAAGUAUGAAAAAGCCGUGCAGUGGGUGUACGACUUGCUGUGGCAGUCGGACUUGGCCCUGGAACGUGUAAAGAUAGCCGCGGCCAAGCUCGCACAGUCGCUGCCAGAGCAAAAACGCGAUGGCCGUGUGAUUUCGUGGGCGUUGCUUCGGUCGUUGCUCUACUCGACAACCGACUCGACGUGCGCCGCGAAUACAGUGCUGACGCAGGCUGAACAUGUCCCUGCGCUGGUGGACGCGUUGCAAAGUCGUCCAGACGAGGUCCUGGCGCAUCUACAAGAGGUCCGCCACGCCCUUCUUCACCCGGCACACAUGCGCAUUAGCGUGGCAGGCGAUGUUCAUGCGCUCGCACACCCUGUCGCUCCAUGGCGGAAUGUGUUGCCGACCACGCCAUGUGCCUCGCUGACGCCCCUGCCAUGGGCCAGCGACGUGCUGAACACCCUGGGUCACGCUCCGCAGCGUGAGGGCCAGCUGUGUAUCGUGCCGGCCAUUGAAAGCUCUUAUGCGGUGUUCACAUCCAAAGGUUUGCGUGGCUACACGGACGACGACUAUGCGCCACUGGUCGUCACACUGACGCUGCUCAACGCCAUGGAAUCGUUCCUGUGGCGCUACAUUCGUGGCGCAGGUCUUGCGUAUGGCGCCUCGAUUCGCAACGAUGCCGAGGCCCAGCACUUGCACUUUAUUCUCUAUCGCGCGCCGGACGCCGCCAAGGCGUUUGUGGAGGCACGCAAAGUGAUCCAGGCAUUGGCGCAUGGCACACCGUUGGACGACGAGAGCGUCCCUACCUUUGACGAGACCAUGCUUGAGACGGCAAAGUCGAGCUUGCACUUUUCCGUGGCGGACGCGGAGAGCACCGUGGGUGCGGCGGCGCUGGAAAGCUUUGUCGAUAUUCGUCUCAAACGUGUCGGCCGUGGCCGUGGUCAGCGUCUGCUCCAACGUGCAAGUCAGGUGACGCUGCAGGAUGUGCAGCGCUGCGUCACACAAUACCUACUUCCCCUCUUUGCGUCGGAGACGUCGGUGUGUGCGAUUGCCAGCGCUCCUUCCACAGCCGAGUCCAUUCGCGCGCAGCUCAUGGCACUAGGGUACGAGAUGACCGACGUGGAUAUGCCAGGCGGUCAUGCCUCGGAUAGUAGUAGCAGCAGCGGCAGCGACAGCGACAGCAGCUCCGAGAGCGAUCGCGAAUAG
This is a messenger RNA of Malassezia pachydermatis, 3237 nucleotides long. RefSeq names its product zn2+-dependent endopeptidase. The record is from RefSeq and is a predicted model, not a curated record. The coding region runs from base 1 to 3237 and encodes 1078 amino acids. The transcript has a single exon. Lineage: Eukaryota; Fungi; Basidiomycota; Malasseziomycetes; Malasseziales; Malasseziaceae. Gene Ontology annotation, molecular function: metal ion binding.